AUGAAUAACAGUUGCUUCCUCAGAAACUUUCUCUCUUGGUUUGCUCUCCACAAACCACGGAACAUGUUUUCUGAGUAUCCAGUUACGGUUUACACAUCCAAGAAAUUUGGAUCUGACUCCACAGGCGAUGGAAGUGAAGAAAAACCCUUUGAAUCAAUUCUUCAGGCAAUGCGACAAUUCAAGAUUGAUCCAAUGCCAGAGAUCAUGGUUGAUGGCAAAUCUGAAGAGAUGAAAUGGGAACCAGCUGCUAAGACACAAGUAAAGAAGAAUUUGAAAUCGUAUGAAAGGGAACUUCACAAAUCUAAGGAUGCAGAAAAGAGAGAGGCUGAAGACCAAGAAAGACGAGACAAAAACCUUGAAGAUGCUAAGAAGAUUAUCAUUGAGCAGGAUAUGUCUUUACCUACCCCAAAGCAGAUCAAAAUGCGGGAUGCUGUGCAGACACGUGAUGUUCGAGUGAAGAUCUUUGGCUGGGUUCACCGAUUACGGAGACAAGGUCGUAAUUUGAUGUUUGUUGUUAUUCGUGAUGGCACAGGAUUUUUACAAUGUGUCAUGGCAGAUAAAUUGUGUCAAACUUAUGAUGCCCUUCUGUUAUCACGAGAAGCCUCUAUAUGUGUGUAUGGAGAAAUCAAAGAGCUUCCUGAAGGUAAAACUGCACCUGAUAAUCAUGAAUUGGUUGUGGAUUACUGGGAAGUGGUUGGUCACUCUCCUGCUGGGGGUGCAGACAAUUUAUUGAACGAGGAAGCUCAUGUUGAUGUCCAAUUAGACAACAGGCACAUGCUUAUCAGAGGAGAAAAUGCAUCCCGGGUAUUGAAAAUGAGAUCAGUUGUGACACAGUGUUUCAGAGAGCAUUAUUUUGCUGAAGGUUAUUAUGAAAUAACUCCUCCAUCUUUGGUCCAAACACAAGUUGAAGGUGGUUCAACAUUGUUCAAUCUUGAUUAUUUUGGGGAACAAGCCUACUUGACACAAUCAUCUCAACUCUAUCUGGAAACAUGCAUUCCUGCCUUGGGUGAUACUUUCUGUAUUGCUUCAUCAUUCCGUGCUGAGCAAUCUCGGACAAGACGACAUUUAGCAGAAUAUUCUCAUGUGGAAGCAGAAUGUCCGUUUAUAUCAUUUGAUGAUUUACUUGACCGUUUAGAACUUCUCGUUGUUGAUGUUGUUGAUCGAGUCUUGAAGUCUCCAUUGGGUCACAUUGUUAAAGAGCUGAACCCUGACUUUGAACCACCAAAACGUCCGUUCAAACGAAUGGACUACAAAGAUGCCAUUGAAUACUUGAGAGAACACAACAUCACUAAAGAUGAUGGAACUUUCUAUGAAUUUGGGGAAGAUAUUCCCGAAGCUCCUGAAAGGAAGAUGACUGAUCAAAUCAAUGAACCAAUCCUUUUAUGCCGCUUUCCCGCAGAAAUCAAGUCUUUUUACAUGCAACGCUGUAAAGAUGACAACCGUGUAACGGAAUCUGUUGAUCUCUUGAUGCCAAAUGUUGGAGAGAUUAUUGGUGGUUCCAUGAGGAUGUACAAUUUAGAUGAAUUGAUGAAAGGUUAUGAAAGGGAAGGCAUUGACCCAACACCUUAUUAUUGGUAUACUGACCAGCGUAAAUAUGGAACAUCUCCUCAUGGUGGUUAUGGGCUUGGGUUGGAACGUUUCCUGUGUUGGUUACUCAACAGAUACCAUAUCCGUGAUGUUUGUCUCUAUCCACGUUUCAUUGAACGAUGCAGACCUUAG
Acanthosepion pharaonis is the source of this 1719-nucleotide messenger RNA. Lineage: Eukaryota; Metazoa; Mollusca; Cephalopoda; Sepiida; Sepiidae. The record is from the annotation of a GenBank genome assembly.